This is a messenger RNA of Caenorhabditis auriculariae, 6572 nucleotides long. The record is from the annotation of a GenBank genome assembly. Lineage: Eukaryota; Metazoa; Nematoda; Chromadorea; Rhabditida; Rhabditidae.
AUGUCCGGUGCAGGUAAUGAAAGAUUUCGCUUUUCUGUUUUGGGUGGCGUCAUUACAAUGUUUCCAUCAGCACAGUUGUUGUUCUUCUUUAUUGCUUAGUCAGAUAACCUCUCUGUACUGGUGCGCUCUAUGUUUCUCUGCUGCAUGCUGUUUCUUCGUUUUCUCGCAGUCAGAGAGUGGAGAAAUAUCACGCGGCAGAGAAAAGUUAGGGCGCGCCUUAAGACACCCCAGUUCAGAGCUUCUCGAGUUUCAGAGACUCCUCCCAAAGAUGAGCCAACAUCGGAGAUUCUCACUAAAAGUGAGAAGAAAGACGAUUUUUGCUCCGAGUCGGGACCUUUUCGGACCGUUUUAAUGAUAGCUAUUUUGCUUAUAAUCAACACGUUGAACUAUAUGGAUCGGUAUACUGUUUCAGGUGAUCAGAAUAUCGAUUUAAAAGUCGAAAAUAGCCUUUAGGAGUCCUCACUAGCGUUCAAACCUACUAUUCUAUAAACGACUCGACUGGCGGGCUUAUUCACACGGUUUUCUUGGUUUUUUACAUGUUCGCCUCGCCUUUUUGUGGAUUUUUGAGUGACAGGUCUAUCCGGGAAAGAUUUUGAUGUUCAUUCACUGAACUUUUCUUCAGGUACAAUAGAAAAUGGAUUAUAUUCGUCGGAAUUGCGAUUUGGGUGGUCGCCGUGUUGGGCUCGACUUUUGUUCCUCCUAAUGUUAGCUUUAAAAAAAAUAUCAUAGUCAUUUCUUCCCGAAUUGGUCAAUCCAUCCCGACUACAAAAGCGAGGGAGGCGAAGAAGUGAGCGGCACGCGUAGCGUUUGCCAAUGCGGUUUUUGGCACGAGUUCAAUUCAAGUCCCACCGACUAUUUAAAAAGCUCGGUCACCGCUCUUUUUGUACUUAUUCUGCAAUUUUUAAUCAAAAAAUCGAUGAACAAUCGAAAAAAGAUGGAAAAAGCGAUAAACGAGCUAUCCAAGUAGUCGCUGGCGGUUGAGUUGAACCCGUGCCAAGAAGGCGCACGCUACGCGUCCCGCCUUCCUCGCCUUUCAAUUCGGAAAAACUGACUAAAAAAUCUAAGAUUUCAAAAAUCUGCCUUCGCACAGAGAAAAAAAAGAUUGGUAUAAUUCGAAAAACGCUUUUUGAAUUUAUAUUUUGUGAUAUUUCAGUAGAGAAGAAAUAUCUAACGAACUACAACUGCCAUAAUGUAAUAUUCAUUAACUUUUUUUGGUUUUGCUGAAUAUGUUUCAAACUUUAUCCUCAAGAUGUCUUCUAAUUAAAUAGGAUAGAUAAAUUCUAAUUUUUUUAUUUAAUUAGAUCGGAAGAUCUUUUGUUCUCAACGUUCCAGUUCAAAAAUUAGCUUUGGUAAUCUUAGGUUUAAAAAAAUUCUCUUUUUUUCUAUAAACACAUUUUUUUAAAUUUUUUUCAAUAAUAUAAUUUAUUUACAGGCAGAACGAAAUAACAUGUACAAAAAAAGAAGGGAAGAAUUGGCAUAAAAAGCCUGAAAUAAAUAAAUAAAAGGCAUUUGAGGCCCUCACGAGCCUCUGAGCCAGUUUUGAAAAAUGAUAAGGUCAGAAUAAGAAUCGAGGAUUGUACAGAGUUUUAAAGAAAAAGUGAAUAGAAAAGGAAGCAUUAUAAAUUAUGAAACAGUGUAGCACAGGUAUUAGGGUGGCAGGAAAGAAAUGCGUGUUUUUGAUGUCAUUUAAAUUUAUCAUAAAAAUAAGGUUAUCACAAAUUAAUUCGAAAUGUAAGAAGUUGCACCCCCAAAUUUGGACUUCAUCGGAGUUUUUCAAUUUUUUUUUUGGCUGUUCAGCGAUCCAAUGAUUCGGAAAGAUGAUAAAUGCGAAGAGCCAUGUCUGAGCAAUGUAGCGGAAAGAGCAGGAAUUUGCAGAACAAUUUUUCUAAUUUUGGGCAAACACAUUUUCGCAAAAAAAAAAAAGCGAUAUUGCGAAGCCAUUUUUCAUUUCUCAUUUUUUGCACCCCGUUGCGUAAAAAACUGUUUUCUUUUGCAGAUAUGGGUGUGUAAUAACUGAUGAGCCAGUUUCACAGGUGUCUGUUUUGGAUCCAGUCUAAUGGCAUUUUAAAAUCGCCUUUAUCGUCGAAUUUUUCGUGUUUUUCGAUUUCAAAGGUCUUUUCGCCUAGUGAAUAGCGCUAAAGCAAUUCAAAAUGUUAACUAUUAGAAAAAAUCAUCAAUGGUGAUCAUAAUAUUGAAAGGUGCCAAGCUUCCGAAUUUGAUUUGUACUUUUUGAAAUAACGCGAAAACUAGCUCUGCGAAUACAUUUUUUGAAAGGAAGUUUUCAGAGCUAUGUUUCUUAUAGAAAGGCGGAAUGAACGUCAGCAAAUUAUAUAUCCAAUGACGCACAAGGACAAGCCCUUUUUGACAAAAAAUACCAUUUCAAAUAAUAUUGCUUCUUGGAUGGAUUAGAAGCCGACAAAAACGAGCCGCAUUUCUUUCAUGCCAACCUAAUAAAUGGGGAAUUUAAUUGGUUGUAAUGAUAUAAACACGCAUUAGAUGGAUUAGAGCAGGGAUGAAGCACGGGUACCUGGUUCAACGGAGUCUGCUGGGAAUAGUUCCAAAAAGGAAAUUGUUAUCGAGGGAUAGUAACAAAGACCUGAAACGAUCUGGAGAAACAUUGAGGUUUCCCAAUGUAGCCAGUUUAUUCCAAAGAGGGAUGAACAUCUCAAAGAAAUUUUCAAAACGAAUCCCUACUCUGAUAAGACGUGAUGGAGCACGUGCUGAAUUUGAUCUCCUGAAAACACUGUGAGCAACUGGCAAAUGACGUUUAUCAACAGUCUCUGAUCAGAUGUAAAGAGCAGACGUGUCAUAAAACUAAUAUUGAAUUUUUUCGGAACUGUUUGAUUUUGACCACAAUUCAUUAGAAAGAAAAGUCAUCAUGAAUCUUUUUAAUUUUACAGAUCCUUCGGUUUUUCUCAGUCCCGAAUUUCUUUGAUAAUCUGACAAUAAAACAAACAUUUUGAAGCUUUUCUGGGUGUUCCUGCUGAUGAGAGGCCUCGUCGGCAUCGGCGAGGCUUCCUACAGCGUCGUGGCGCCGACAGUCAUUGCCGACAUGUUCACGGACGUCAUGAGAAGCCGGAUGCUCAUGCUCUUCUAUUUUGCCAUCCCGGUUGGAAGGUUAGAAUUCAGAAAUAGAAGGACCGAGUAGAAAUACCUUUUUUGAUGUUCGGUUCAUACGUGUUUUCAUUUUCUAAAAGUUUCCGCUGAACCAGUCAAAAAGGGAGAAAGAUUUUUCAUCGGUUCAAUACUCGAUUUGGUCAAAUGAGUAUUCUCCAUAGCGCGUAAGUCGUUUCUAGUCGGAUGCGUCUUUAGGCUGCUUUUAUGCUCGCAACCAUUUUCUUUCAAAAUAGAAAGAUCUGCUGAAGCUUGAAUUCGAUCGCCACAUAUCCGUGCCUUUUUUCGUUAGGAAAAGUAGAUUGUUGAAAAUUCAAUGAACAAAUUGGAAAUACAAAUACUUUUUUUCGGCAUUUUUCGACCGCAUUCCAUUAUCAAAAAAUCAUUUUUCCUUUUCUAGUGGCCUCGGUUUUAUCGUCGGUUCGGUGGUGAGCUCGUGGACUGGCCAGUGGCAAUGGGGCAUUCGGAUUACCGCAAUAUUAGGUUUCUUUUACAUGUCCACUCAUCACGGUCACGAAGCGGUUCUUUUGCUUCGAUUUUUUUUGGAUUCUUCGACCAAAAAAAAAACCGCUUGAGCGCGAUCGCAUCCUUCAGUAUAUGUGAUACAAGCGACACUAAAGUGAGCAGAGCGAAAAAAUUCGACAAACUAGCAAAAUGUCACUUCGCGUUGGCAUUUAUAUCGAACCAUACUUUAUUCUUUUGAAGAUUUCAUCAACGAUUUUUGAAAAUCUGAAGAAAAAAAUAAUAGAAGUGAAUAAACGAAACUUUUUUUAGGCUUCGGCUGCUUAAUCUUGAUUAUUCUUUUCUUUCGCGAUCCUGAACGGGGUCGAGCCGAAAAAAAGAAAAACGGCGAGAUUAAAGGCGAGGUUGAAGACAGCAGUUAUUUCGACACUCUUGUUGAUUUAUGCUCGAAGUUUGUCUCUAUUAGAUGUUUUUUUUUUUCAUAGAAACAUGUAUGUUUUGAGCGUCACUUUCAUCACUUCAACAAUCGGCUACACUGCGAUUAUUUUUGUUGUCGGGAUGUUGGCCUGGUGGCUCCCAACGGCGAUCCUACAAGGUGAAGCUUGGGACAAAGGCCUCAACUCAACAGAAGACCUACCCAGGGAUAAAAAGAUUAGGCGAGUUUUCUUUUAACAGGCAAAAAGAAGUAGGGGGCACCCGGAGUUGAACCGGGGACCUCUCGAUCUGCAGUCGAAUGCUCUGCCACUGAGCUAUACCCCCGAGAUGGAAGCUUCUCCUUUGUUUGCUUCCACAUCUUUUCUGAGAAGCAGCUCUGAUAUUUUUGACAACAAAAAGGCAAAAAGAAGUAGGGGGCACCCGGAGUUGAACCGGGGACCUCUCGAUCUGCAGUCGAAUGCUCUGCCACUGAGCUAUACCCCCGAGAUGGAAGCUUCUCCUUUGUUUGCUUCCACAUCUUUUCUGAGAAGCAGCUCUGAUAUUUUUGACAACAAAAAGGCAAAAAGAAGUAGGGGGCACCCGGAGUUGAACCGGGGACCUCUCGAUCUGCAGUCGAAUGCUCUGCCACUGAGCUAUACCCCCGAGAUGGAAGCUUCUCCUUUGUUUGCGGCCAAAUAUCCUUUUCUGUCGCGCUCCCUGUCGUUGAAUUGUUUGCUUGUCCUCGGCCCGUGUAGACAAACAAUGAUCUCUUGAUCUCUUGAUUUACAUUUUUCCUGUUUUCAGCCUAAACUUUGGAUUCGGAGCAACGGUCUGCUUUGGUGGCAUCUUCGGCGUCGCCUUGGGAACAACGCUAUCCUUUGUUUUUUUUCAAAGUUUUGCAGGAAAUUAAUAAUAAUUGAUUUCUAGCUCCUGAAGAAAGGCCUACCGCCGUUUUUCUUUCAAACCAGAAGAGCCGAUGCGUUGGUCUGCGCUCUCGGAUCCGUUUUCACGAUUCCUGUCUUUUUCUUUCUUCUGACCAACCUCAUCACCGAGAAUGGGACGUUGAGAACGGUUUGUGAUGGGGAUUUUGAUUAAAAUCGUAGUUUAGACCAGAAAAAGUUCGUUUUCCGCUUAAAAAGUCCUUUUUUUCAAAAUCGGAGUGAAAAAGUUUGAUUUCCCGCCAAAAGGGCAUUUUGUGGUAAAGUUGCUCUACGGACAUUACGUAUCGCCAUUUUUUGGAUUUUCUCUUUUUUCUACGUUUUUUUCAAUUUUUUUUUUCUGUUGUCACUUAAGUUCUUUUUGCCGUUAAAACGUUUUACAUAGAAUUUGCAUAUUUCAAAAAUGGAAGGCGUGAAAAUAAAAUUGCGUUUUACCUCGAAAAUACUCAUAUCUCUUAUGAGUAGUCCGUUCGAAUUACGAUGAAAAGCUCUACAAGAUACUGCUCUCAUACGAAUUCUCUUCUUUACUGCCCCUAUCCCUUUAACCCAUAUUCAACCCUAUCAGAGUUCCACUUAGUGAUAAAAAUAGAAAAUUUUGGAAUCUUCAAGCAAUUUGAGGGUCGAGUUUUUUUUUUUUGAUGCGAAGAGCUUUCGGUUCAAAUUAAUGAAUUUCAGACAAUAUUCUUCCUUGUCAUCAUUUUUACGAGCUUCAACUGGGCGACCAAUGUUGAUUUGCUGAUGGUUUUUUUCCAAUCUCUCUUUUUUCAUUUUGAAAAUUUUUACAGUCGGUGGUGAUACCACAGCGACGAGGAGUUGCCACUUCAUAUCAAUUCCUACUAUCGCAUCUUUUCGGCGAUGGAUCGUCGCCGUAUUUGAUUGGAUUGGUUGGUUUUCCUCAUUUGAGAGCAGAAAUUUGAUCAUUUAAACAUUCAUUCAGUUUUCAAAGAAGAUUUUUUCUUGGAUUUUGGAUAAUUGAAGAAUUUUUUUUGUCUGUACGCGAAACUGUUGUUGAUCAAAAACGGCUAGAACAUCUCGUCGAAUAUCUCGCCCUUCUUUUGAUAAUCAUGGACGUUUUUAGAACGUUGCCGACAAUUAGCUUCUUCUCCAUGUAGGAAAAUUACGGCGCCCACCUAGUCCAGGGCUGGCGGGCGUUGCAUUGAAUCUAAGGCGAGAGCAAAAAUGAAGACCAACCGACCUCUCGGGAGGUGGGAAUGAGAUUUAGAAAAAAAAAGGAAAGCAAAGCAAGAGUUUUAAAGCAGAAACAUUUUGAUCGUUUUGAAGUUUUUCUAGAAAAAAAAAACCGAGUACGAUCAUAUUAGUCAACUUGGAGCGAUCUGCUUUUAUAUGAACUGGUGCCUCAAUAUGGAUUUUAUUCAGCUCUCCGACUCUUUACGCGGCUCGGAAGACUCCCCGCGUGCUCGGUACGACUCCCUAGUGACGUCAUUCAAGUUUUGUUUCGCGCCAAUUUUCCUUUCCGGUGUAUUUUUCCUCGUAGCUGCCUACUACACGGUUCGGGAUCAGGAUAAAGCGGCUUCGAUUAUGGGUUUUGCACACUGAUAUUAUCAAUGCUCAUCAUAUUCAUUUAUAGGCAAGAUCGAUAAACGAGAAGGCAGAAGCUCGAGAUCUUCGCCGGUGGAUGCUUGA